Molecule: messenger RNA, 2140 nt
Organism: Aureobasidium subglaciale EXF-2481
Lineage: Eukaryota; Fungi; Ascomycota; Dothideomycetes; Dothideales; Saccotheciaceae
Exons: 1
Coding region: 484-2028 (514 amino acids)
Source: RefSeq, a predicted model, not a curated record
GAUACAACUUAUGAUGCGAGGAGGUAGGUGCUACCAUGGGUUGCCGCAUGUCUGUUGAGUAGACGCGGCUCCUGGCCUUGAAACCUCUCAAUCGUUUUCCAUUACCUAUGCCCAUCAACGAAUCUCCUUUGCCCUCUUCCUAUCUCCUCUCUGUCUUUUCUCCCAUUGCUAUCUUCCUUGCGGGUUCCCUACUCCUCUCGUGAAUCGCCUGCCUUGGACGCCCCAUAUCUCAAGGUUUCGCGUCUCCAAGAUAUCUCUACGACAGCGGCUCUAGCCCUUUGCCGCUAAUACCUUGCUGAUUACCAUCACAAUUGGCCACAGGACAUACCACAUGUCUACCUACCGCAGAUCAAGAAGAGAUAGUGCUACAGCCGACUCUAUCGCAAUCUCCGACAUCAGCUCUCGACCAUCUGCACAAAUGGACAUGCCAAAUGAUUGCGGUCAGUUUUGCACCUCCUACGGAGCUUGUAACUCGAACUAAAUAUGACAGAUGGCUGGAAUGAAUUGCAGAGAAUCACCAGCUCACCAAGCGCUCCAACAACACCUCGCACUAAGCGCAAAAUUCAUUUUAUCGAGCCCUCGCCCGAGGAUGUUGCUCCGCGAAGAUCCAAUACCGUUCCUCCAGGCUUCCGAACUUCAUCGACGAUCGCUUUCGAUCGUGAACAGACAUUGUCAGGAGCAGCGGGUCCCGAAGAGGUCCAGCCUGAUCUUAUUUCAUUCGAGGAGCCUGAAGAGAUGUCCUUGAAGUCACAAGAUUCGAGCGAUGCCUGUCUUGAAAGCCAUGAGGGAGAUCCAGACUUCUACGACAUGGACGUCGAGAUGAUUGCCUAUAAUGACGACUCGACCCCGAUCGAGGAGCUCCCACAAGUCUCACCUGAUGAAGAUGACGCAGAAGAUGCAAAGGUUCCCAUCAUUCCAUUCAGGCAUGCAAAAUCGCAGUCGGUCUCGGCUGCCUCUGGAGCACCUCAGGAAAGACCAGCUCCACCAACAUUCUAUCGCACAUCGUCGGCAUCAGGGCUUUACUCCAAGCCAGCUUACAGCCCGAUUGUCAAAGCACACGUCGCAGCCAGCCCUGUACGUUUUGACUUUUGCACCACACCUGAUAGCGACGAGCAACUUGACGAUAUUCCGCAACUGUCUCGAAGCCAGACUGCGAGCUCCAAAUCCAGUAACAGUGCAUCUUCGGCACUAUGGGACGACAAAGUCGCGGUCAGUACUGGUGAAAAGUCAGGACCGCCGAGCGAGAUUUCCAGUCCAAAUGCACAUACGAGACAGUCGUCAGGCUCCAGGGGCGAGUUUCCCUUGGAAGCAGUCAAAAGGAAGCUGUCUGCCAUGUCACACAUGAGGAGAAGCGGCAACAAACAUAGCAAGAGACAAAGUUCAGAGCCUUUGUCAAGUCCUGAUGAGAUUCCGGCUGCGCCUCCAAACACUCGCGCAACAAGUGACACGCCGAAGAGAAGCCCCAGAGGACCUGUGGCCCGACACAGUCAUUCGGGCGUUCCGUCCCCUCAAGUCAGUCCAAUGUUGACGGUGCAAAGCGAACCGCAGUCUCCGACGCAAAGCACUCGCGUAUCACCUCACCUCAAGCCGGCCUUGAAACAUGGUGGUCCCAGCAAGCCUAUCGCAACAACCAAGUCACACGAUCGAUUUGUACCCACACACCGGGACAGCCUCGAGCUUGCACGUCACCGGUUGGCCGCAGAAGCAGCUACCAUCGAUCCUCAGCUUGUAAGCACGCGAGACUCGAUCAUCCUAGCUAAACAGCGAUGGGACAAGUAUCCCAAGUCGCACGCUGUCUUUGAUGCGCAGUCAGAACAGGUGCACUUCGGAGGUCUAAGUCCGAUCAUGGACGCCAGCCCGCCAGACCCAAAGGCAUACUGGGCGGGCAGACGAGAAUACCUGUUGAAGCAAAAAGAGGUAGAUUGGCAGCGUGAGAUUGGCGGCCACCCAGAAAACGAUCAUGAUUGUCCCAUUUGUGAAGUGGAGAAACCUCGAACGAAGCGAUUGACAAGCUUGCGAGCUGGUUGAAGGUUGUAGACUUGUCUGAUAGAAGCACCUAAUCCUCGGCGACCGAGUGUGUGUACAUAGACUUUUUCUCUCUACAACGCCCUCCCUUGAACCCCUCAUGACACCGGCGCCU